AUGGCUGACCGAUUCCCAUCUCUCGACGACUUCUCCGCCGAACCCUCUGGCACCAUUGGCAGUCCCACCGGAACUGCUAGUAGCGAAGACUUUCUAGCCCGCGAACGUGCCCUCCUGGGUGAAGAUGCGGAUCAGUUUGCCACGCCAAACGACCAACGACUCCAAACAGCUGCGACAGUGCAAGAUGCUGGAGAUGAUGGUAUGCUAGUGGUUGGUGGUGGAGGGGAGAACCUUGAAGGUGUAGAGGCAGUUGGCAGAUUUGACUCGUCAUUUCCAGCCCUAGAAUCACAAAAUGAGCAAGUCGCACCGGGCGGAACCAUCACAGGCACAUCCUCCGCCUUCCAAUCGUCAUACUCCACAUACAAGCAACCAGAAGAAGAAACGGAAGCAAUUCGUGAAUGGCGCAAAAAACGCGAUGAAGAACUCGCUCGCCGCUCCGCCGCCUCCGCCGAGCGUAAAGCAGCCACAAUCACCAAGGCCCAGCAGGAUAUCGACGACUACUACGAAUCAUAUAACAAGCGCACAGACCGCGCCAAGGAGCGCACGCGAAAUGAGGCAGAGGAUUUCCUUGCUAACCGUGAAGAUACGGCGGCGGGAGGCACGAGUUGGGAGCGCAUUGCGAAGUUGGUUGAUGUUAGUGGGAAGGGAUCGAAGGGGGGUGCGAGUGGGUCUGGGAAGGAGAGAUUUAGGGAGUUGCUGAUUGAGUUGAAGAAGGACGAGGGGGCGCCGGGGGCUGCGGGGGUUUAA
This is a messenger RNA of Paracoccidioides brasiliensis Pb18, 747 nucleotides long. RefSeq lists its product as uncharacterized. The coding region runs from base 1 to 747 and encodes 248 amino acids. Gene Ontology annotation, cellular component: clathrin coat of trans-Golgi network vesicle; clathrin coat of coated pit; plasma membrane. The transcript has 4 exons. Gene Ontology annotation, molecular function: clathrin heavy chain binding; structural molecule activity. Gene Ontology annotation, biological process: clathrin coat assembly; clathrin-dependent endocytosis; intracellular protein transport. The record is from RefSeq and is a predicted model, not a curated record.